AUGGUGCUUGAUUGAUGGAAAGAAGUUCGUGUUAAAACCAGCAACCGCCGACAGCAUAACAGGUUGGGCGGGAGGACGCGGAGACCAAAGUAUCGGCAAACCAAGACUUCGGAUCUUCCUGUGCCGGCAUGUGAAUCGUGUCAGUCACAGCCCAGCCACCGAGCGAAGCGGACCACUAUCGGACCGCAAACAGCAACACGCCGCUGCCACCGCACAAACACAGAUUGCGUUGCGAUCGCGUCAGCGGUAGCUUGUUUAGCAUCGGGGAAAUUCCUGGCGGCAAAACCUGUUCGUGGCGCAGCUCUAUCGAUCGCGGCGACAACAAGCACCGUAUAGGGUUCCGUGGGAGGCACCGGGAAGGUCAACACAAGAGGCAGUGAUAAAAAGCCGACCUAGAAAACCGGUGAAACCAACACUGCGGGUGGGUGUCUCCGUGCUACACUGUCGAUCCAGACACUAGACUGAUCGCACGCCAUGAGGCUCGGGUUAGCGACCGGAACCGGAGCCGCCUGCGGCACCGCUCUGUUGGGUGCCGUAACGCUGUGUGCCAUGUGGCAAAGUGUUGCAAGUGUCCCCCAGACGAGGAGUCAGGAAGAUGCCUACAAUCCUACGCGAUACUUAACCACCAAUGCGUGGAAUCAUCCAAUCAUUUUUCCUGACACGCCAGAACAUUUGCGAACGAUUCAAUAUCAGCAAGAAUCUCUUGCGCCGCGGAGGCACGAGUCGGCUCUGUUGCAGCAACAUCUGCCAUCAAGAUCAACAUUGUCACCACGAUUACAAGAAUCAACGUAUCUGGAAGCAAAAAACAAUGACAACAACUCCGGUGCACUACAGUUUGCUUGGAAUAUGCUUAGGUCCGUCGUGUUGCCUCAGAGUGGAAACACCGUCCUCUGCCCCAUACUUCCUCAGACGCUACUAGCGAAUCUCUACGAUGUAGCCAGUCCCAGUGCCAGAAACGAGUUACGCUCCACUCUGUACGCUUCCUAUGACGAGCUGCAACCGUUGAUACGCACCCAGCUGACCGCGGCUGGUCGAUCUUUAGAGAAUCAGCUCGAUUACGCCAUGAUAUACUUUCUGGGGAAGGAUAUGCUCAUCAAUCAAGAGUUCCGGGACAAAUCCGUGCGCGAUGGCGUCGCCUUUCAGAGUCUCGAUUUCCGAAAUGCAAACACUGCGGCGGCCACCGCCAACCAGUGGGUGAUGUCGAAGACCCGAGGGGCCAUACGCGAAAUUCUUUCACCUGCCUCGCUUGACCAGGCAACGCGCCUGGUAAUGGCCAGUGUUAUCUACUUCAAGGGAAAAUGGAAGUACCAGUUCACGCAGACGAAAUCCGAACCAUUUGCUCCCGGUCCGGCCCGAUCGGUGCAGCAGGUGCCGAUGAUGUAUCAGUUCAAUAAACUGCGGUACGGAGAGAUCGACCUGCCAGGACGGAACGGUGGUAUCCGUUGGGUCGAGCUACCGUACGAAGGAACCAGCGGCUUGUCCAUGGUGCUGAUGCUUCCGCAGGAGCGACAUCAGUUGGAAAGUGCAGCGAGCCAACUAACUCCUUCGCACUUGAUGGACAUGAUGGAGCACCUGACGGCCCCAAGAGCAACGAGAAAGGUUCACCUACGAGUGCCACGAUUUGAGGUGUACAGCUCCAUGUCGUUGGUGCCGAUACUCAGAAGCAUGGGACUUAGGGCAAUCUUCGACAGCCCACAAGCACUGCAAGGGAUGUCCAACGAGCAGUUGGUGGUACGCGACGUCACUCAGCGUACGUUCGUCUCGGUCGACGAACAAGGCACUACCGCGACAUCGGCGGCCUCACUCUCAUUCGUAGCCCUCAGUGCCGGACCAGUGCCAGCUAACGUUAACUUUACCGUCGACGAACCGUUCGUCAUGAUGAUCGUCGACAAGAUCAAUAAGUAUCCCAUGUUUGUGGCCAAGAUUGAAACGCCAUCGUCAACGAAGUUUCGCACCUCGGAAGCUGCUUGGGAGAAUCCCCAACGCAAACAAGCGAUCGUGCGCGGCGGAGAUAACGACGCUCGCGAUAUUCACACGAUCGCAGCCGAUCGCGUCUGCGUGCUGACGGUGUCUCUCGUCACUAUCAUUUCGAGCCACGAAAUUACGUACACAGGAACUGUGCGGUUAACAAAGGAAGAGUUUUGCCUGCACAACGGAUUACGACCGAACCGCUGUGAUAAACAGUUUGAGAAGCACUUAAAAGACAACCCACACCUAGAAAAAUGCCCGGGCACCGAAUUAAUCUACUCCAACUUCUGUUUCGAGUUUAAGAACGAGUUCACGAACGCCGUGGAUUUGACAACGGAUGCGAGUAGCUAUCCUCCUAGAAGACCGCAUGAUGUUGACGAGUACAUAGAAGUUCCUCCCAGCAGCGGCCGUGUGCCGGUCGAGAAGAAAGUUAUGGAAUUUUCGCUGCAACUCUUUAAAACCGCUGCGUCCGGUAGCAGCUUGGCUGGAAAUUACAUUCUUAGCCCGGUCAUGGUGCAAAUGCUGCUCGCGUACCUCAUCGACGGUGCAUCGAACACAUCACGUGCGGAACUGAAGACCGUGCUGCAGCUGACUAUGGAUGAUCUGAAGGAACUCCAGCAAACGCUGAAGCCCGAUGCGGAAUCGGCAGUGGUGCCGAAAUACAAGCUCGAUAUCGCUUCGCAAAUAUUCAAAUCGACGCAGAUUGAGCUUCUGCCCGCGUUCCAGGAGUCGCUGAAGCGUAACAAAGUGCCACUGCAGGAGAUGGACUUUUCCAACAGGCGAGUUGCGGUUAACGAAAUCAACCAUUGGGUCAACGUGACGACACGACAGAGAAUCACUUCAAUCGUCGACGAAAAUUCGUUGGAUCCGGAAACGCAACUGAUGCUUCUGAACGCUAUUUACUUCAACGGGUCGUGGCAGUACAGUUUCAAUCGAACCUCUAGGGCCUCUUUCCAUUUGAAUGAAAAUACUCGCUUAUCUUGCAAUAUGAUGGUGCUUUCGCGUGAGCUACGUUACGGUAAUACGCAGCCUGACCAUGAGACCCACGGAAUGUAUUGGAUAGAGCUGCCGUACACGGGCGACACGAUGUCCAUGAUCCUGCUACUCCCCAACGAGAGGUUCCAGCUGGAUCGGGAGCUGCAAAGGUUUCAGGCGAGCGAUUUGGAAAACAUUCUUUCGGAAAUUCGCAACAACAUUAAAGACAAGAUCAAGGUCAAUCUGCCGAUGUUCAAAGCGGACAGUACGGUUUCAUUAGUAGAGCCACUAAAAAAGAUGGGCCUAUCAUCAGUGUUCGGCACAAAUAAACCUUUCGACAAGCUGUCUAACACAGCCGUGAAAAUAUCCGACGUGCGACAAAAAUCAUUUUUAACCGUGAAUAUGCAUGGUACAGUGGCCACCAGUGUUACCACCCUAACCGUUAUCCCUCUCAGCAUAUCCCGGACGAUGGAGUUCAUUGCCGAUCAACCGUUUGCCGCCAUUAUUGUAGAUAAGCAAAAAGGCAUACCUUUGUUUAUCGCAAGAAUUAGCAAGCCAGCCAAGACACAGGAGUGAAAAACGAAAUUAGCCAAAUCAAUGGUAACGAUAAACAUGACACAAAAUCGUGGCUCAAAUUGUUUCCAUAGAUCAUCCGUCUGCGCUACUCCGACCGAUUAAUCGGUUUCUAUUGAGAAGACGUCAGUUCGAAUCCCGGGCAGUGCAUCAACAGGAUUGUAAAACUUAAAGUUGGUGCCCAUUACGGUUCUCUCCGUUCCAAUAAUGACAAAUAAAAAAACAUGACAACAUUUAUAUACGGAGUAUGAAGUUUGAACCUGAACAAAUUAGAAAUUAGAUUAAAUGUUUAGAAACUAGAGUUUCAAUUUGCGCGUAGCAAAACAUCCGCUAUAUUUCCGAUACAACAGAGAGCUUCUUUCACCUUCCUUCAAGUGUCAAGUGCCGCGAAUGCUUAAACGAAGUAAGCCUAUCAACUCAUAUCACCCAUUGAUAUUGGUUCGGAUUCUGAUCGUAAACAGAUCACGCUGUCACUUGCUGCAGAAAUACAUCAAACAAAA
Molecule: messenger RNA, 4016 nt
Organism: Anopheles bellator
Lineage: Eukaryota; Metazoa; Arthropoda; Insecta; Diptera; Culicidae
Exons: 8
Coding region: 475-3519 (1014 amino acids)
Molecular function (GO): serine-type endopeptidase inhibitor activity
Source: RefSeq, a predicted model, not a curated record